Molecule: messenger RNA, 558 nt
Organism: Phytophthora sojae
Lineage: Eukaryota; Oomycota; Peronosporomycetes; Peronosporales; Peronosporaceae
Exons: 1
Source: RefSeq, a predicted model, not a curated record
CCAUGGCUGCCAUCCUCCUCCCCGAGUCAAGAGCAGAUCCGAUUCGUGCAGCAGGUGGUGCACCCUGACGUGUCGAACGGUGAGCUGCGCGGCCAGAACUCGCUUCUGGAGCAGUGGCGCCGCUACACAGCGUUCUUCGGGUCGCUGGCACUGCACGCACAGAGCUUCAGUGUGCUGCCAGGGGCCGUCGGCCACGCCGUGUGCCAGUCGCAGCUCACGCUGUCGCUGCGCGUCGUCUCGUCGACCUUCCAGCACGUGUUCUCGCACCUCCUGCAGCCGCAGCACUCACUACUGCUCCAGCGACUGAUCAAUCAGCAGCUCCACGUCCCCAUGACGCUGCAGCUGCAGUUCGACGCGCUCGGCAGAGUCUGCAGCUACGAUGCGUCCCUCAACUUCGUCCAGGCCUUGCGACCGCUGCUGGCCAGCUACGAAGACGUGGCCGCUGUGCUCCACGACGCCCACAUCUCUACGUGCGGCCACAUCGGCCGCGACGUCCAGCACAGCGGGAGCGCCUACGCGCGCGACGUCCGCCUCCAAGUCUCCUUCAUGCUCAGUUGA